UAACAUAACACAAUCAUGCCUGGUGCCGAGGGAGAGACACCACUGCAUGUUAAAGUUAUAGAGAGAAAAGUAAUUCUUUUGGAGAACCAAAUUCAGGACCUCAAAUAUCGCCUGAUAAGUAACGAAAGAAAAGCAGCAGAGGAGAAGAGACGUAAAUUAGAUUCCAAGUUUAAACAGAAGUUCAAGCAGCAACGACUUCCAGCUUGGCAGCCCAUCUUGACAGCUGACACAGUUCUCCCGGCCUUUUUUCUGAUUGGUUUGCUCUUUGUUCCUCUUGGUGCUGCCCUACUCUUUUUCUCGCGAAGUGUGCAAGAAUUACAGCUAGAUUACACUGAAUGCCUCAGUAUAAACCACACACUAGCUAAUGGAGAUGCAAGAUUAUGUCGAGAUGUCAUUAAGGAUAAUCCUGCAGAACUGUGUAUCUGCCGAGAAAAUUUUACCGUACAUGAAUCCUUUGAAAAGAAUGUAUACCUUUAUUAUGGAUUAGACAACUUCUAUCAAAAUCAUCGUCGAUAUGUCAAGUCUCGGGAUGACAAGCAGCUGCUGGGCAGAGAUGAUACAACUGUCUCUAAUGACUGUAAUCCAUUUGCUACAGAUUCUGAGGGGAGGGUGUAUGCACCAUGUGGGGCAAUUGCCAACAGCAUGUUUAAUGAUACAUUGAGGCUCUUUGAAGUACAAGAGAGUGGUAGCACAGAGCUGAAUUUAUUAAAGACAGGAAUUGCUUGGCCUUCAGAUCGUAAAAUCAAAUUCAACAAUCCUCCUGGGCCUUUAAAUGCAAGUGGAGCUUUCAAAAAUAAUGUGAAACCUCUAUACUGGACAAAGAAUGUGUAUGACUUGGACCCAGACGAUCCCAACAAUAAUGGGUAUAAGAAUGAAGAUCUGAUUGUCUGGAUGAGAAGUGCUGCUUUCCCAACAUUCCGUAAACUGUACAGAAGGAUUGAUCACAACAUGACAGGAUUUAAAUUUGGCCUUCAUAUAGGCACAUAUUAUCUUGAAGUAGAGUACAGGUAUCCAGUAGACUCAUUUGGUGGCAAGAAGCGAAUGAUCUUAUCAACCACAAGCUUCCUUGGUGGCAAGAACAACUUUUUGGGAAUUGCAUAUAUCACUGUUGGCUGCAUUUGUUUAUUACUGGGGAUCAUAUUCCUCAUUAUCCACAUCAAGUUUGGCAAAAGAGCUGUUGAUCAAUUGAAUAUCAAUCAGAACACACCAUAUAGUGACUGAUGUGUCCACAGAAAUUUCAGCUGGUAUUACAAAAGUUAUAAAAUACUUUUGGCUGCAUAGUCUCCAUCAUAUAUAAUGUUGGUUUUGGUGUUGUAUCAUUUCAGUUAGUGUAUAAUAAAUGAUAUAUAACCCAUCAUAAUGGAAGUGGUUAUUCACACAAUAAAACUGAUCUCUUUGUUAUUUGUCAAAUUAAGUGUUUGUUCUUAAAAUGGUAAAAAAUAAAUCUUGUACAGCAGCAUUCAUUUAUAAUACAAUAAAAUCUUUAAGAAAAAUAUGGAGACAUUAUAGGAGUAGUGCUCCAUGUGGUAAUCAUAUUUUUUACUAGUAUGGUGGUCCCCCCAUAUCCUCGGGAUAUUCAGUAGAACCCCAGUAUCUGCUGAUUCGGUAUCUGCAGUUUCAGUUAUCCACGGUUUACUGUGGCCCAAAAAUACCUCUUAAUUUUGCAUAAUGGCCCCAAAGUGGAAAAGUACAGAAGCUGGCAGUUCUUCAAAGCCUCAGAGAAACUGUGAAGUGCUUCCCCUCAGUGAAAAGUGAUAAUUCUCCACUUACUGUGCAUAAUUUAUCAAUUAACUCUAUAAUAUGUAUGUAUAGGACUUAUAUGUAGGGUUUGCUAUUAUCCACGGUUUCAGUAACCAUGGCAGGUCCUUGGAACAUAUCCCCCCAUGGAUACAGGGGCCUUAUUGCACGUUCCAAGACCUACUGUGGAUACCCGAAAUCGCAGAUAGUAGUGAACCCUCAGUUGUUUUUUCAUUUACAUACCUAUGAUAAAGUUUAAUUGAUAAAUUACACACAAUUAGUGGAGAAUUAUAACUUUUUUACUGAUGAGAAGCACUUCAUGGCUUCUCUUAAGUUUGAAGAACUGCCACCAUCACUACUUUUGUGCUUUGGGGGUCAUUAUUAAGCAAAAUUAAGGGUUAUUUUUGGGCCACAGUAAACUGGAUAACUGAAACCAUGGAAACUGAAUCUUCUGAUAUGGGGGUCCUACUAUAUUGCAUUGUGAAUGAAUUAGAAAUGUAGUCACUCAUCAUCUGCACUGUAAUAGAUAAAUUUGUGCAUUUCCUCACAGUGUUGACCUCUGUGAUAAUACAGUCAUCUUGAGUUUUUUAUUUAUUAUUAUUAUUGCUGUUGCUGAUGCUACUUCAAAGCCAAAGAGUUACUGAUGGGUUUAACUCUCGGUAACCAAAAAAAAAUUACUUUUAUUUUUACAUUCACAUCAGAAUUAUGCCUUUAAUAUAUUGUAGUCAGAAUGUCCUGUUACGCUUGUGUGUCAGUCGGCCUGCUUUUUGAGUAGCCAGGUUGACAGUUAAUAGGCAUAUUAUUGAGCUUUUCAUUGGGAUAGUAGUGGGAUUUAAGUUGAAGUAUCUUUUGUUUGGCACAGUACCACAAAACUAGUUUGACUAGUACUUAAAACUGCAUAGCAAAUUAUAACGUGCUCAGAAUUGUCUUAUUUUUCUUUCAUAGCAUGUGGUUUUUAAAUUGCAUGUCAGUAUUGCAGCAAAGACUUAAAAGGUCAUAAUUUAAAGUGGGUGAGGUGUGUUCUUUUAAAAUUCAGGUCAUUAAAAAGAUGUUUUUAUUAAAGCUGUUACAAUACAGGAGUUUUACAAUGAAAUACUACUACAAUGUAGUAAAAUUUAGGAAUAUUUAUCUUCAUACACAUGAUGUCAUCUUUAAUGCUAAUAUUUUCUUUUAAUGCCAGGUUUUGAACAGCUGUGUGAAAGUUGAUCAGUUGGUUAUGUUUGUGUAUCUGUUUAAAUAUUUUAAAUAUAAAUAUACAGAUUUGCAUUAUAUUUAGUAGUCAAUAGUACGUAAUGAUGAAAAGUUUUAAUAGUUUGGAAAAUAUGUAGUACAGCAAAACCUCUAAUUAAUGGACCUGCAUUUAACAGAUUUUGUUAAUUAUAGACAAAAAAAAUUGGCCAGACUAACAUUAGAAUCAUUUGACAAAAUGGAAUAAAGUCCGUAAUUCUGGACUUUGACUAUAGCAAGUGCCCAGUUGUCUCCUGAAUCAUUGAACCAAGUUCAAUGACUCCAACAUUUGUUUGGUACUGGCCAGAGCAGUCACUUCCAGGACCUGUCUGUAUUCAUUGUUUCCUGAGCUAUAGGCCAUCCUUUCCAGUUUGUUUGUGCAUACACUCAUCACUCAGUUUAUAAUUUUUCUUGAAUUUACAGUGUUUUGUGUGACUUGAUUAACAUACGUAUUAAGUAAAAUACUGUUAACAUUGGCUUCUAAAGCAAGUGGUGGUGCCAAGAAACGUGUGGUUCUCAGUUUUAAGCAUAAACUUCAACUAAUAAAGAAGGCUGAGUCUGGCAUCUCAGUGGCACAGAUAUGUGAGCAAUAGGGUGUUAAGAAACAUUGCUUGAUAUUUGUAAAGGCAAAGGCAAACAGAUUAUGCUCUUAAGUUUAAUGUAGAUGCUAGCCAUAGAAGUUCAGCAGUUGGUACUGAAAACUAUAUGAAAAUAGCCCAUGAUAAAAAACUUGAAGAAACAGUGCAUCACUGGUAUGUUCAGCAACAUUCUGUUGGUGUUAAUGUUCAUAAUGUUGGCCUUUAGUCUGCAGCUAAUAGGCUGGCAAAGCAUAUGAAGAUAGAACAUAACAUUGAACAUACCCAUCUACAUUUUCACUAGUAGAGCUUUACAGCUCCUCUGACUGAAUGAAAGUUAUUGAGUCACCAGUAUCGAUCACAGCAGUUUACACCUCAUCUCUACACCGCAAAAAGGUAAAUAAAAUUCCUGUAAAUUACUUACUAUAAAAUUGCUGUACAGUACUACAGGUUAUAUUACCCAUAUUUUUAGUGUCUGGUAGUCUUUUGAAUCAGUGGACCAAGUUCACUGAUUCAGAACUUUGUCCGUUUAUAUUACAGUCAUGGAAAAUUAAUUUUGUAUUUUAGAAGUUAUACAAACGGAAAUAUUGUACCUUCCCUUCCUGUUAGUCCAUUAAUUAGAGGGUUCACUGUACAUUAAAAACUGAUAAUGCUUUCUUGUGAAAACCAGGAUUUGCAGUGUGAUACCGUCUCAAGUGGGCAAUCGAACAGAUUUCAUUAAUUUUGAUCAUGCAGCAAAAAAAAAUUACAUUCAUAGAUGGAUGUACAUGUUUGUGUGUGCAGAUGUGUGUAUAUUAAUCUACUCACAAUCUACUCUAGUGCAAAAUUUUGUUGAGAGUCUGUACUCUAUGAAUGUAUUUCUAAUAACUUUUAAAGUGUUAGCUAAUAAAUUUAUUCUAUUAAGUAAUAUGUCUAAAUACAGUGCUGAAAUACUGUAUAUUAUCACUAGGUUCUUGUCUGAAUAUUGAUUGACUGGAUAUGUUAGUAUUUGAAAUCAUUAAAUAAUAAUCACAUUUUAUCAUUGUUUAUAAAUUUAAUAAUUAAUAUUUGGAAAAUGUGUUAAGGAUGAUAUAUUUCCAUUUUAUCUCAGUAUGUAGUUGAUAUAUUUGUUAUUAAUUCAUUUUUUCUUCUAUUGUAAUUAAUGUAUGAUAUAUAUGUCUGCACUACUCUUGAAAGAUAGUGAUUGUGUGAAUGAUGGUGAAAGCGUUUUUUUUUUUUUUUUUGGGGGGGGGGGGUCACCCUGCCUCUUUGGCAGAUGGCCAGCGUGUUUAAAAAAAUAAAUAUAGAUGUCAUUACUGUACACAGGUUUUCUGUUGCAUCCUUUUCAUUUGUGCACUUAAGAAAAUUUUAUUUGUAAGUAGAAAAACAUUGAUUUAAUUGGAAGCAAUGGUAGCCUGUACUGAAUGCUGCAGAUUUCAUCAUCUAUAAAAACUGCUUUGUUUUACAGGCAUAUUUUUUCAUGAGUACACAUUACUGUGUAGGAAAUGGGUACAGAAAUCUUCAUAGCCCUACUGUUCUUUGCUUGUCCUCUUAAUCCACUUGUUUGGAAUACCAAAGCUUUGCGAUUACAUGUCUACAUGUGGGUACCUACAUUUGUUAAUCUUUUAUGCACUUUUCCAGAGAUAAAUGAGGAUCUUUCAAAAUUCAAGAGGAAACAUUGCACAGUAGUUUCCAUACAAUACAGAAAACUGUCUUGUUUGCUUGGGUUAUAUUCCUAGAAUACACAACAAAUACCAAAACUGCAAGUGUCUCUACACUACACUCAUUUGAUGUUAUGAAUUGAUAAUUGUUUGCAGGUCAGAUUACUUGUGAUUUUGUUGGUGUUAGACAGGAAGUAAUAAAGUAUGGAUCAUCAUAUUGGGAUUACUAGUCAGAAGUGGUGCAUAUGGUGAUGCCCAAGGUAAUGGCUGUGGCGGUGCCUUUUUUAAAAGAUGGCUGAAUAUCAAUGGAUUUGAUAGCGUGUUAGAUAGCAAAUGGAGACAAAUGGUUUUUAAGACUUGACAUGCUGUUGGAGUAUGAGCAAGGUAACAUUUAUGAAGGGAUUCAGGGAAACUGGCAGGCCAAAUUUGAGUCCUGGAGAUGGGAAAUACAGUGCCUGCACUCUGAAGGAGGGGUGUUAAUGUUGUAGUUUUGUAACUAGUGUAAGCACACCUCUGACAAGACAGUGAUGGAGUGAAUGAUGAAAGUUUUUCUUUUUUGGGCCACCCUGCCUUGGUGGAAAGUGGCUGAUGUGUCGUUAAUAAAUAAAAAUUUAUAGUAGUAUAUGUUAAAAAUUAAAGGUAGUAGGUUGGUAGACAGCAACCGCCCAGGGAGGUACUACCGUCCUGCCAAGUGAGUGUAAAACGUAAGCCUGUAAUUGUUUUACACGAUGGUAGGAUUGCUGGUGUUUUUUUCUGUCUCAUAAACAUGCAAGGUUUCAGGUACGUCUUGCUACUUCUGCUUACACUUAGGUCACACUACACAUACAUGUACAAGCAUAUGUAUACACACCCCUCUGGGUUUUCUUCUAUUUUCUUACUAGCUCUUGUUCUUGUUUAUUUCCUCUUAUCUCCAUGGGGAAGUGGAACAGAAUUCUUCCUCCGUAAGCUAUGCGUGUUGUAAGAGGCGACUAAAAUGCCAGGAGCAAGGGGCUAGUAACCCCUUCUCCUGUAUAUAUUACUAAAUAUGAAAGGAGAAACUUUUGUUUUUCCUUUUGGGCCACCCCACCUCGGUGGGAUACGGCUGGUGUGUUGAAAGAAAGAAAGAUAUGUUAAAUAGAUAUGCAGCCUCCACUUUAGUCUUAGACAAACUUUAGGCUCUUCUUCAUCAUUAGAUCUAUUGAGUUAUAUCUACCCAAAAAAAAAAGCUGUAACUCCAUCUUUGUCACUCUAGCUUCUCAUUGUGCCUUUAUUCAUUAGGCUGUCCUUGUGUAACAAUAUCAGUUCAUCAGUCUCUGCCUCCCUCACAUCAUCAAAAUCUUAUCCUCCAACCUGUUGUACUAUCAUCAAAAUAAUUCUCAUUUCCUUGUUAAUGUUGGAAAAAUUGCUAAAAGCAUUGACUGCCUCUGGUCAAAAGUUCUUCCUACUUGUGUCAACAUGUUUACCUCAUGUUGAGGCUUUAGUGUGCAGUAGUGUAGGCCUUCCAACAUGUACUCACAUCAAUCAUUGGAUCAUUAUCAGUUAUGCAGCAUCCAAUAAACAUAGCAAAAAGCAUUAGUGGUGGUGCAUUUAAAGGUAGAAAUAGUGUCUUGGUUUAACAGUUGCAGUACAAAGAUCUUUAACCCUUUGACUGUCACAAGCUCGAUUCUGAAACUUCUUUCUAUGUCAAAAAAUAUUCGAAAAAAAAAAAAUUGUACCAAAAUGUCUGGAUUAAUUUGCUGAGUGUUUUAAGCCUAAAAAAAUUUUUGCGAUCAGUACUUACCAAGACAUAGAGGUGUAAAGUUGGCAGAAAAUGAGCCAUGUAUGGCAACAGCAGCAAAUGCCACUCACCCAGUAAACUUUUUUUUUACUCCCAUUCGAUAGUUUCUUGUUUUUUCUGCUACUUUGUUUUUUCAGGUAACUUAUGUGGCCUGUGAGACCAAAGUAAGAUGCAAUGUACAUAUAUACACUCUUUGUAUGCAACACAAUAAGCACACAAACAUUCUCAUCAGUAUAUUGUUUACAAAACUUGUUUACACAAACAAUACAAAAUUUUUUUAUUACUAUUGUUCUAUAAUAUAUAUACAAAUGUACAGUCACUGGACACUUUCCUAGAACUGCUGCAGCUUGUAGAAUUCUUUGAAACAUGGGUAUAUGCACAGUGGUAUUUUACACUCCUCACACACAAAACGAAUGUCUCUUCGUUUUUGUGGUGUGUGCACAGACAUAACAACUCUUCUGAGUAGUUUUCUUGAAAGUAGUAGGAGGCAGCUGUAUGGGGUAGUGAUCACCAGGCCUCAGACGAGAGGGCAUGUGUUGAUAAUUUCAUGGUCACUUGUCUAUUGCAGGUGUUGUUCCUUGUUACUUAAAUAUUAUUUGUCUGAUGACUGACAAACAAAAUUCACCAUACAUUUUGGGUUUGUUGUUAGUCUUCAACUUGUACAUAUUACAGGUCUCCCUCAACAUUUGUGAGGGUUAGGGGAUCAAGAACCUCAUGAAUGUUGAAAAAUCAUGUAAGUUUGGUGCCCCAAUAUACUGUAGGGAAAUAUAAUACAAUACUGCUUCCUUAACCUAUUGAACCAUGAACAAUCAUAAAACACAUGAAAACAUCAUAGAACAUUGUACUAGUGCCAGCCCUUUGGUAAAAAAAGGUGAAAAAGACUAUAGAAUUCAAGAAAGAACUCGAAGCAGAGUACCAAAGUGGAGGAGGAAGAGAGAGGGGAGAAUGUGCCUUCUUCAGUGAUUCUGCGAUAUGUGCGAUACUAAAGCAGCAUGAAUCGAUGAAGGCUAUAGCGCCAGCCAGCGAUAAAAUGUAGCAUUAGCAGUGUAGCAAGUAAGUUAAGCUAUUAAUCAAUGGAAAAAAGAUAGCACGAACCUUACUCCUCCACUGUUGUUGGAGUUAUAUAGGGCGACUGACAACACCGCUGUGUCUACCGCCUCUGCUGGCCUUCACCACCAUUAUGUGCAGCUUAACGCUCUCAGUGGCCCUUAUACACCCAACAACAACACAGCAACACUCGUUGUCAUGUUUCUAUGUUAUUAAUAUUGUUUAUUAUGUCAUAUUAGAUGAAUUGUGAGAGAUAAGCCGUAGAGUUGGUAUUAGUGUCAUAUUGAAGGACUAUCUUGUCCUAUCUCCAAACAAACUCUGCCACCGCCACAAUUUCUAACCUAUGUAAUGACAUAUUUUAACCCUUAAACUGUCCAAACGUAGAUCUAUGCUUUUUCAACAUUUGAAAGUAUGUAAAAAAAGGUAGAUUUUUUUUUAUUUUUUUUUUUUUUUACUUUUUUUUUUUUUUACUUUUUUUACUUUGUUUGUUUGUUUGUUUGUUUGUUUGUUUUUGAAAGCUUGUAAAAAAACUUUGAUCUGCUUUUUUUAUAUAUAUAUAUAUAUUUGAAAAUAUGUAAAAAAAUGUAGAUCUACUUUUGGAGCACUAUACAUUUGAACGUAGAUCUGUGUUUGGACAGUUUAACCCUUACAGGGUUUUUGACGUACUAGUACAGCUUAUGCACCAGGGUUAUUGACGUACUAGAACGCCUAAAUUCUAGUGCCUUCAAAUCCAGCGAGAGAAAGCUGGUAGGCCUACAUAUGAAAGAAUGGGUCUAUGUGGUCAGUGUGCACAGUAUAAAAAAAAAUCCUGCAGCAAACACUGCUGCAGGAUUUUGGAUUAAAACAGCGACUUUGCACUGUAAUUUUGUAUGGUAUUUAUGGUUGUAUUCUAGUUUUCCUGGUCUCAUUUUAUAGAAUGGAAGACAUAUUACAGAAAUUGAGAUGAUUUUGACUGGUUUCACAAUGAAAAGUACCUUGAAAUUGAGCUCAAAGUAGCAGAAAUGUUUGAUUUUUACCAAAGUUCAAAAGUAAACAAAUCAUGCCAAGCGUCCAAUACACAUCAGCUGGCGAGUCUAAUAUUCUUUCACAAGUGCGUUGAUAUUAUUUAUACCAUUUCUACACUAAUGCAGUAGUCUGCAUAACAGUAAAUCUUCUAUUUUUUGUGCAAAUAAAAAUUCAAAGUGAAAAGCAAAAUAAAUAUAAGAGGGGCCUGGGGACGUGACUAAUGAACAGAAAACUUGUUAUUUUAGUGCCAGGAAUGUCUGUCUUGUUUAUUCUGGACCAAAUUUGGAAAUUGGCAUCUUCUGAAAUUUGUGUGAAAUUGGCAAAAUUGCCAAUUUCUAACCACUUUAAUGGAUAGUUGAAAUUGGAAAAUGGGUGGUUUCUUGUACUCAUUCGAUAGAAAAAAUGGAGUUCUAGCGAAAUAAAUAUGAUUUUUGUCAACUUGUACAGAGGAAUUGGCCAAAAAUAGGGCUCAAAGUGGGCAAAAUCGCCGAUGCAUAAACACCGGCGAGACCGCUAACUUCACGAGAGCAUAAUUCCAUAAGUUUUCCAUUAAAUUUCAUACUUUUGGUGCCAUUAUGAUCGGGAAAAGAUUCUCUAUCAUUUCAUAAGAUUUUUUUUUUUUUUUUCAACAAAAUUUUCAACCCUGAGAACAAGUUUAGGAGAGGGCCUCUCCACCCUGAAAGGGUUAAGGGUUAAAUAUGAUUGGGCGGCUGGGAAUUCGCUAAUGUUCGAAACCCGCAAAAGUGGGGGACCUGUAUAAGCAUUCAUCAUGGAAAUAUCAAGAUGUUGGGAGGGUUCGUGGAGAUGUGAUGGUUGGAGUUAAACACACUUGUUGGAUGGUAACACUUACAUUAGUAGAGUGUGGGAGGGGAGCCCAGACUGCCUGUGUUGCCUGUUCGUAGACCGAAGUGCGGAGUAAGGAGGAAGCCAGGAGCGCAGCGCUCACAUGCGGCAUCACAUGACAUCACACAUGCUAGUCACUGAGCCUAGCCAGGGGUCAACUGCUACAGUUGUAACCUUCCACUAGUGUAGCCAUGACCUUGGUGAAAGAAUUGUGUUUGCCAUAGUGUACUUGUAGUAUGUGUUGCUUUCACUGACAAUAAUUUCCAGCAGGGGUUCAUCGAAGAAUAACUGAAAGCAUUCCAGUUCAGUGGCAUUGUUCCCAAGUAUACACGAUGGCUGUACAUGUAUUCCACUUUGUGUUUCAUCAAAUUCAUGGGGAUUGGGAACAAAAUUGGCACCUUCCUGCCAAUCCCAGAUGCGGUCUGCUGGUGGGUACCGGAUAUUGACAAGUGGUUGUGGUUGCGCAGGUUGUGGGAGUAUGGGGGUGGUUGAGGCUAGUUGUGACUGUGCUGAGUUAGCAGCGUGGCCCGGUGCUGGUACCACAUGACUCGUGCCACUGUCAACACCCACCACCUUCUGCCCCAUGCACAUUACGCAUCCCCAUUGUAACAAUAUUGUCAUCUUCACUAUUAGUUCAUGGUAUAGAGCCAUGGGAUGUACUCAAAGAUUUACUCCCUUUCCUUGGAAUGGCAUAUGGCACACUACCAGAACGCAUGCUGCGUCAUACAUACUGCCGCUUCACUGAAGAAUAUUCCCCCUCACUGUCACAACUCGAACUGCUUUCAGUAGCUUGGUAAUCACUAUCACUUUCACUGCUCACAUCCAAGUCCUGUACACGGGGAAAUAGUUUCCUCUUUCGUCCUGGUACAGGUGAAUGUGAAUGAGACGGCCCUGGGCACUGCUUUCGGUUGCACUUUCCUGAAAAACCAUGGAAUUCACUUUCACUGUCACUUCUAUUGGUGUUAGAACUAUCACUUGGGAACAGAAGACCUCCAAUUCGGUGAGGAGUAAGGUACUUCUUACUGCGAGGCAUCAUGAACAAGGACUACUAAAAUAGCAUUCCCACAAUGCACCACUGAGUCCCCGAUUUUUUUCAUACUGAGCACACCCAUCACGCAGACCCAUUCUCUCACAUGUAGGCCUACCAGCUUUCUCCCGCUUGAUUUGAAGCCGCUAGAAUUUACGCAUAUUAAUACAUCAAAAACAUCGGCUCAUAAGACGUAUGUAUACGACCAAAACAGUCAAAGGGUUAAAUGACAAUUUCUUUAUUUAAGUUUUGAACCAGUGAUUGCAUUAUAAGUACAGUUGCUUUCACCACUGGUGCUUUCAAAGUGAUCAUUCAAUCACUUUGCUUCUGUAGGUAUGAUUGAACCUAUGAAUGGAGGAUUCUUUUGAAGCAUGUCUUCAAUCUGCACAUUUAGGCCACUUGUACUCCACUUAAUUUCAGUGUGUUGUUGUUCCUCUUGAGACCAGAACCAUCUUCCCUAUUUAUUUUGUGCUAAGAUCUUAUGGUGCUGGGUGAUAAUUAAAACAAAAAUACAGUACAAAUAUAGCACAAUGAAGAGAUGAGCAAGUGUAGGGCAGAGCAGUAUGUUUGCCUCUUGGAACAAAAAUUUUGCAGUUUCUGCAAAACAGAGCCAAACUGCAUUGCACAGACAUGUCUGCAUGAAAAUGUACAACCUAGUUAUGGUUUGUAACAAAUUUCAUAUUUCCAUAUAAAAAAAAAUUGAAAUACUGGUGCACCUGCACAAUAUUACAUUCAUACUUUAUAUUAAAAAAAGUUUUUUCUUUGUGUAUUUACCUUUUUUGUCUUGUGGGCAUUGGCUGCUUCCCAGUGGACAGUACCUAUUUGUGGUACAGUAUGUUUGUAAGUAAAAGGGUUUACUGUACACUACUGUACUGGGAAUCAUCUACAGUCACAAGGUUCCUGCAUAGAAUUCACAGAAAUGUUGAUGUCAGUGAGGGCUCUUGAUACAAGGAAUUGGACCUGUUAUCCCUUAACUUGAAAUGAACCUGAUUGCCUCUUAUUCCACAUAUGCUACAUGUACGACCUCUAUAGGUGUAGCAUUUCCCUGUAAAUAUAAUAAUAUAUAAUUGGAGUUGAGUGCUAAUUUUAUUAUUUUGCUAUUUCAAUACAAAGGAAAAUUGCAUUCCAUUAUGUAAUUUUUUUUAUCUGAAAUUGGGGUUUGUGUAAGCCUUAGUGUAAGUGAUAGAAAUAUCAGUAGUAAGAAUGAAGCUAAGUGAUGAAUACAGUACAUUAUUAUGCUUGUCAAACAAUAUUUAUCUUUUAAAUUUAUAAGAACAUUUGUCUUCUGAUUUGAAGUUUCUGUAUGAAAUAUUAUUAAAGUGUAAUGUUACAUCUAGUCCAAUAAAGUGAUAACUAACCAGA
Cherax quadricarinatus is the source of this 12219-nucleotide messenger RNA. It is a transcript of the gene CDC50, whose product is annotated as cell cycle control protein 50A. Gene Ontology annotation, cellular component: endoplasmic reticulum; plasma membrane; Golgi apparatus. Lineage: Eukaryota; Metazoa; Arthropoda; Malacostraca; Decapoda; Parastacidae. The record is from RefSeq and is a predicted model, not a curated record.